AUGAGUAACCGCCAUCUGCCGGCUGGGCAGAAUAUACAGGGAGGAUCUGGUAUCCUAGGCACCGAUAUAGUCGGCGGUCCCGGAGCGCCUCGCCGGAGGCAGCCUCCUCCUCCCUUUGUUCCUCAGUCCCAGUACCAGCAGCAGCAUCACCAACAUCACCAUCAGCCCGCAACUCACAUGUAUAAUAACUACAUGAACUUCAGCCAGCCGUAUUAUGGAUACCCGCCGCAGUAUCAAGGAGUUCACUACCACAACACUCAGUACCAAAACGCACAGUAUCAAGGUGGACAAUACCAAGCUGGGCAGUUCCAGAAUGGCCAGUACCAAAACGCACAGUACCACAAUGCCGGAAUACCUUCACCCGGUGGUUAUAUGCCCUUCCAACAGCAGCACUAUGCACGAUCGCCGCCCGCUAUGCAGCAAUAUGUUCCCAUGUCUGGUGUGAGCGUCCCUCCGAGCUACCCAACCCGCCCAGCUCAGCAACAAUCUCCUGCUUUGCCAACUCCCUAUCAGCCUCCUGCUCCGGCCUCACUUCCACCCCAGACUCCUACUUCAACCCACUCGUCGCAGAUAGUUCCCACUCCAACUCCUCCGGUCCCGCAGGAGACUGAGCCAGCGCCCCCCGCUCCUCCUGUUGCCCCGGCUGAGCCCCCACGAGAGCCUUCGCCCGCAACUGCUGCUGAUAUUGUUACUGCUACUUCUCCCCCUCCCGCUCUGAGAGAACCAUUCCGUGCACCUCUACCAUGGUACUCUCACCCUGACGAAAAGUUUCCUGUUCGAACUACAAAGUCUAAAAGAUGGAGGAGGCGCCUCAACGCGGACAGUGCAAAUGUUUCUCUGCCGGCUAUUGACCAGCAUAACGUUGCUGCAGAGCAGGCCAGUGUUCCCGAAGCUAGCUCUACAGAACCUUCUAUCUCGGCUCUUACCCCUGCGACAUCAACAGCUCCAUCCGAAGCUGCGGCAACUCCUCGCCAGUCUCCUACUCCUGUACAGCAACGAUCGCGCACCAACACUGCUACCAGCGUUACCUCGACUGCAACGAACCGACCUGCCACACGCUCCUCCGCUGCUCCCGCCCCUGCGCUUCCGUCGCUUCCCAAGGCGAACACUAAGGAUGCUAAGCCUGCACGUGCUGAAAAGCCUGUGAACGGCGACGUAGCUACCGAAGGUGCCCCUGAGAAGGCUGUCGCUGCUGAAGAUUCCGACAAGCCUAUGGACUCUGAAUCAGUCACAACUGAGGCCGCUCCUGCUGUUAAAGCUCCGCCUUCUAGUUGGGCGAAGCUCUUUUCGAAGCCCGCUUCUGCAGCUGCUGGAAAGACUGAGGGUCCUAAUGGUGCUGCUCCUGCUGAUACUGUCACUAAUGGCCAUGCUACCGAAAGUGUUUCUGGAACCCCGAACGGUGCUGCCCCCAGCUUCUCCAAAGUCAACGCCAACUCGGUUGCGGAGGCUAUUCACACGUUCCAUGUUGGUCUCGCCGAUCAAGUCGCGUUCCUCGAGCCCCGCGGUCUGAUCAACACCGGUAAUAUGUGUUACAUGAACUCUGUUUUGCAAGUUUUGAUGUUUUGUUUGCCAUUUUAUGAUUUCCUCAGCCAGAUCAGCAAGCGUGCUGUUCACAGCUUCAAGAGCGAUACUCCUCUUAUCGAUGCAAUGAUCAUGUUUAUGCAUGAGUUCAAGACCAUCAAGUCUGCUGCCGGUGUUGAACCUCUACGUAUGGCUCUGAAGAACGAGGAGCUCGAACGUUAUGGGGAGCCUUUCACUCCCGAAUUCGUUUACGAAGCCAUAAGGCAGCUUCCGCGUUUCGCUAGCAUGAGGCGGGGUCAUCAGCAAGAUGCCGAGGAAUUUCUUGGUUUCCUCCUACAGUCACUUGAUGACGAGUGCACUACCGUCCUCAAGAACUUUACCCCCGACGAAGCGGAGCACCAACCUAGUGCUGGCUCUGAUGCUGGUGGUACUGACGAUUGGAUGGAAGUUGGCAGAAAGCAAAAGUCUGCUGUUUCUCGAUCUUCCGGAUCUAACUCAUCUAGCCCCAUUUCCAGGAUCUUUGGUGGUUUGUUGCGAUCUGAGUUCCGUGUCCCUGGCCUUAAGGAUUCUAUCACUACUGAGCCUUAUCAGCCUCUUCAGCUGGACAUUGGGUCAUCUGAUGUGCGCAAUGUCGUGGAUGCGCUCCGAGGUCUUACUCGACCUGAGCGUCUUCAGGGAGAUUUCAACUCUUCUCGCGGCAAGGAGGUUACAGCCACCAAGCAGGUUUUCAUCGAGUCACUUCCUCCUGUCCUCAUCCUACAUCUCAAGCGCUUCCAGUUCGACGCAGAGGGUAACGGAACUGUCAAGAUUUGGAAGAAGAUCGGUUAUCCGUUGGAGCUUGAGAUUCCCCGCGAAGCCUUGUCUCGGCAGAAACGCCAGACUUUGAGUGAAGAGGGAAUGCCCAAGUAUAAGUUGAUUAGCGUGGUUUACCAUCAUGGAAAGAACGCUAGUGGUGGGCAUUACACUGUCGAUGUGCGACGACAGGAAGGGCGCGAAUGGAUUCGUAUCGAUGAUACUAUCAUCCGCAGAGUUCGAAGUGAAGACGUCGCUGAGGGCGGCGAAGAGGAGGAAGUGAAGGACGCCCGUAAGGAGGGCCAUACGUCGGGUAACCGAUUUGGUGCUGUUCUGGACGACGACACUGGAGAUGAUGACGGAUGGAGCAAGGUCACUGGUCCUGCUGGAGGAGCAAAGAAAUGGAGCAGCGUUGCUAACGGUACCAAUGGCGCCGCCAAGCCAGCCAAGCCGAUCAAGGAUAACAUCAAGGACAACAAGGUUGCCUACCUGCUCUUCUACCAACGAGUAUAA
Molecule: messenger RNA, 2826 nt
Organism: Fusarium poae
Lineage: Eukaryota; Fungi; Ascomycota; Sordariomycetes; Hypocreales; Nectriaceae
Exons: 5
Coding region: 1-2826 (941 amino acids)
Biological process (GO): protein deubiquitination
Cellular component (GO): nucleus; cytosol
Molecular function (GO): cysteine-type deubiquitinase activity; cysteine-type endopeptidase activity
Source: RefSeq, a predicted model, not a curated record